Drosophila teissieri is the source of this 2047-nucleotide messenger RNA. RefSeq names its product FAST kinase domain-containing protein 5, mitochondrial. Bases 106 to 1995 code for a protein of 629 amino acids. The transcript has 2 exons. Lineage: Eukaryota; Metazoa; Arthropoda; Insecta; Diptera; Drosophilidae. The record is from RefSeq and is a predicted model, not a curated record.
UCAGCUGUUUAACCGGCCUGCUUUUCAACGAAUGUUUUCAUAACGCGCUUUUCAUUCGAAUUCCAUUAAAUUGUAUAAACUAACCACCAAGACUCUCUACGAGCCAUGUGGUUAAGGACGCACUGCCUCUGGCGCAGUGUGGGGCGUCUGGGCCGUCAAGUAUGCACCACGAGCGUUUCACAAGCGCGGAUUUUCGCGGACCGCGAGAAUCAGUUCGCCCAUGGAAUCCUGAUGGAUUCUCUGAAACCGUAUGCAAUACUGCGUCCUCGGGACUCCGCCUGGCAGGAUCUGCCCGCCUCUGAAGGCUUCAUGCGGCCACAGCCAGAUGCCAGUGCUGCCGAUCUCUAUGCGGACUUCUUGGGUCUGGUGAGGCACUGCAACCGCCUGGAACUGCAGAUCACCGAUAGCCGCUACGUCGACUUCACCCGCUGCUUCUGUGAGCAGCUGCAUCGCCUUACGGAUGAACAGCUCAUCGGAUCGCUGAGUGCCUUGGCUGAGCUACCCGCACCGGAAUCGCCCAAAGCCAGGAACUACAUGGAGAUAUGGAAUACCCUGGACAUCGAGUGCUGUCGUCGCAUCGAGCGGUGGUCCAGUGAACAAUUGCUACUCGUGAGCGAUGCCUGGUAUCGUCUUGGUCUGGUCAGGAUCGGCGAGUACGUGUGGCUGGCGCUGAAGAAGCUGGGCCGCAAGCUGCGAAAACUGCCGCCAGAGCAGCUCGUCCACUCCAUGUUUCUGUGCAAUCUGCUGCGUCGAUCCGUCUUCGAGAUGUUCGACUUUGAGCUGAAUCUGGCUCGCUGCGUGGAUCAAAUGACCCUGUCCGAACUGGGCGUAAUGGCCAUGGGCUUCUUCAAGACACAGACGCCCAUCAGAAAUCCGGAACUGCUGACGCAAAUCUACCAGCGGUUAGGCAGCGAACUUGACACCGUGGAAGACAUUGUCCUGGUAGCGCUGCUCAAGGUGCUGCGAUAUAGCAGCAAGCUGCCCCAAGUGGAGCCUCUCAAGCAAUUGCUAAACGCUUUGGAGUCUCAAGUGGAACGCGUUUCCCUGCUCACGUGCCUGCACAUGGCUCUUCUGGGCUGUGAACUGCAAACGUGCAAUGAUUCACUGGUGGAACGCAUCCUGCUGAGAUUCGAGCGUGAGUUGGAGACUGCUCGCCUUAAGGAUAUGGAGCGCAUUUGCCUGGUGAUGGGCCUGUUCAAUAUUACCACUAAGUCGGGAGUGGAUCGCCGAUUGGCGGAAAGACUGCCCGAUUUACUGCGCCAGCGGAUGGAGGAGAUACUGCGCCAUCCUCGCUGCUUAUCCAACUGUCUGCAGUUUCUCACAAUGCGGGGUGUUUACGAUCUGGAGCUUUUGGGCGUGGCGCUGGAGCCGCGUUUUAUAAAGCAUGCAUAUCCGAGCGGUUUGCCCGGACGUGAGUACUUCCAUCUGGACGGGUUCGCUCGCCUUCUGGGUCAGGAAUACCAGGGAGCACUUGUUACCGAGAAGCAGCGACAGCAGAUGGGCCGCCUCUACACGCAGUACAUCCCCGAGCGGGACGGACGCUUCAAGCUGAACAGUACCGAUCGCAUUCUAGUGGAAAUACGGGAUGCGAUCGCCCUGAUCCACCGUCCUGUGACCUUUAAGCACAUCCUGCCUCAAUACGAUCGAUGCGAUAUAGUGCUCUGCUACGACCACCGGCAAGGCAAGGCGUUGUCCAUAAAUGCAGAGGCGUGUCAGGAUUACAGCGGAGAGAUUCUCACCCGGCGGCACCUACUGGGCGAGGGCAGGUCUGCGGAUGACCAGCUGGCCACAGUGGCAAUCGUUAUUGCGGGCUGGAACAAUGUAAUCCGCGAUAAGGAGCGAUUUACUGGACAAAUGGACAUGAAGCUUAGGCAGCUGCGCCAACUGGGACAUCAGCCACUGGUGAUCUAUUGGCACGAAUGGCGCGAACUGGAAAAUGCAGCUGACCGCCAGAACUUUCUGAGACGCCGCCUCAGUCAAGUGGCGAAAAUUUAGCAGGAAUAAGAAAACCAGGAGACAAAGGCCAACGACAAAUGUCAAUGAAAUA